AUGUUCGAUGUCACUGCCGCUCCAUUUGCAUUCCCCGCUUUGCAGCAGAAGCAAGUCUAUAUGGACAAUGCGGGGGGAAGUCAAGUUCUGGGCACUGUGGUUGAAUCAAUUCGUUCAUACCUCCUGAACACAAACGUACAGCUUGGAGCCACAUAUCCCAUUUCCAAAGCAUCAACCAGUGCAUACAUGAAAGGAUAUGAGGCUGGCGCCAAGUUCAUCAAUGCGGAGCCAGAAGAGAUCAGCAUUGGCGUCUCGACCACUCAGCUUCUCCAUAAUCUCUCGACUGCGCUAAAAUUCGAGCCUGGGGAUGAGUUAAUUCUCUCCAAGCUUAACCAUGAGGCCAAUACAGCCCCCUGGGGUAAGAAUCGCCACGCGAUUGAAGCUGACUGUCAAAUGGCUCUCCUCUCGGAUAGAACGAGACUGGUCGCCUGCCCCCAUGCUUCCAAUAUUACAGGGACCAUCAGCCCCAUCCGGGAAAUCGCAGAUGCGGUUCAUGCUCAUCCUCGAGCUCUCCUCUGUGUGGAUGGCGUAGCCUUAGCUCCCCACCGCCAGGUCGAUGUGAAAGCCCUUGGCGUAGACUUCUACGUCAGCGCCCCCCCCCUGCUAAAAGUCAAAAACGAAAAGGCGUUUUCUUGGUACAAAGUCUACGGUCCCCACCUGGCACAGCUUUACGCCUCCACACGAAUCCAUGACCAAAUUCAGUCCCUGGCCCACUUCUUCAAGGCCACCGACACGUUAGACCUGAAGCUCAACCUCGCCUCGGCCAAUUAUGAGCUGACGCAGAGCAUCCCCCACGUCGUCGAGUACUUUGGAUCUAAUCCCGCAGCGACAUGGGCCGCUAUGGCGGCCCAUGAGGAGCGCCUGCAGGAGAUCCUGCUCGCCUUCCUCACUGCGGAUGAGCGGAUCACUAUCAUCGGCGACCCGUCGCCGGCGCAAGACCGCCGCGUGCCGGUGAUCAGCUUCAUUAUCCGUGGCAUGGGUAGCCAGCAGCUUGUCGAGGCUGUGGAGGCGCGCACGGUCUAUGGGUUCCGCAGUGGCCACAUGUACAGUCACCGGUUGUUGGCUGAUGUCUGCGGCCUCGCGAAUGUGGAGGAUGGGGUUGUGCGAGUGAGCUUCUUGCACUACAAUACGGCAGAAGCCGAAGUGCGAGGGUUAGUGGAGGUCCUCGGGCAGGUGCUGGGCGUGUGGCCCAGCCAAUCUCGGGCGAUGCCGCGGAUGGUUUGUCUCUCUGAUGUGAGGCUCUAUUGA
Penicillium chermesinum is the source of this 1248-nucleotide messenger RNA. Its product is annotated as putative aminotransferase. Lineage: Eukaryota; Fungi; Ascomycota; Eurotiomycetes; Eurotiales; Aspergillaceae. The transcript has 8 exons. The coding region runs from base 1 to 1248 and encodes 415 amino acids. The record is from RefSeq and is a predicted model, not a curated record.